UCUGGGAGACAAAAGCUACAAGUGCUCUUCAGCAAUGUCUCCUCAGGCUGAUCCCUCCUGACAGGGCACCACUGCGGCACCGCCAUGUCACACUGUGAUGUCCCCGCUAUGCAGCACGGGCAUCACAAUGGCACCUCAGAACAUCCCAGUGGUGCCCCAGUCAGCCGGCACCAGUUGGCCUUUGCUUGCUGGCUGGAAGGACAAGGCCUGGCUCUCCAGUGCAAUGUCCAACGAGGAAAGCUUUGGUCUCGCUGAGAGAGAAGAGAUGGAAAGGCAGCCAUCCCCCACAGCAACACCAACCUUUUCUGCUCCGGACGAGCUGGGGGAAAGAGCACCCUGCGACGCUGCCGUCCGAGAGUGGGAGGAGGAGCAGGAUGUCCACCCUGGCAGUGAGGGACACGGGACCACACAAGUCCCUCCUGUUUCCAACAAGAAGGAGGCUGAAGCCAAUGAAUUCACAGCCCUCCACUUUCCACAAAAGCUGUGGAAACUGGUAGAAAGCCCCCAGUUUCAGUCCAUUUGGUGGAGUGCAGGUGGGAAAUGUGUUGCCAUCAACGAAGGACUCUUCAAAGAGGAAGUGCUGGGCAGGGGAGGACCUCAACGAGUUUUCGGCAUGAACACCAUGAAGAGCUUCCUCAGGCAGAUGAAUCUCUAUGGAUUCACAAAACUGAAGAAUGAUGUCCAAAGAUCUGCCUCCCUGCCCGAAUUCCUGGCAGAAGAAGCAGCAGCUUCUGCCCACAGCCAGAUCCUCUACUACUACAAUCCUAACUUUAACAGGAACCAUCCCCACCUGCUGGAGAGCUGCAAGAGGAGGGUUGGUGUCAAGCGGAGAGCCUCGGAUGCCCCAGCAGUGGAUGAAGGCCACCCCUCCACGAGCCCAGGGGGUCAGCCUGCAGGGGACACACCAGUUCCCACCAAGCGAUGGGCUGAGGCACCUCCCAGCCUCACCAGUGUCACGCCACCUCCACCAGCAGCUGCUCCCACCCUUCCCCAGCCGGCCGGAGCAGCAGGCGGCCAGAGGCUCAUCCCUCUGUCCUUCUUCUUCCUCCCACCACCCAGCAGCCAAGCCCCAGAGGGUCUCCAGCCCCAUGCUCAGGCUCCUCUGUGCUUCCCAGUGCCCGUGCUGGCAGCAGGCUCAGCUCUGCUGGGGCCAAGACCACCCCACUGCCCCACCUGCACCUGCACCCCCAACCCUGCAGAUGCACCCCAGCAUGGCAUGUCCUAAAUGGAGCACAGAGAGUCAUCCACAAGUCCAUAGUUUCUAAUUCGUAGCAUUUUAAGACGAUAGAUCAUAAUAGAGUUGUUAAGAACUAGAACCUAGUAGAGUUGGAAUAAACUGUUUGGACAAUAAACCUUU
This is a messenger RNA of Calidris pugnax (ruff), 1357 nucleotides long. RefSeq names its product heat shock transcription factor, Y-linked-like. Gene Ontology annotation, molecular function: DNA-binding transcription factor activity; sequence-specific DNA binding. Gene Ontology annotation, biological process: regulation of DNA-templated transcription. NCBI's taxonomy places the organism in Eukaryota, Metazoa, Chordata, Aves, Charadriiformes, Scolopacidae. Bases 98 to 1225 code for a protein of 375 amino acids. The transcript is spliced from 2 exons. The record is from RefSeq and is a predicted model, not a curated record.